CACGCGGCAGCUUAAUGCCACCUGCAUGGAGGGAAGGAAAAGAGGGAUGCGUUCUUUCUGUUACCAAGGAGGAUAGGACGUCUCCCUCAGGGGUUUCUGGAGCAUAAGAAAAACAGAGGGACGAAGGCUUCCUUCUCGUCCUUCCUUCUCCUUGCUCUACAGCUUGGACUCGUCUGCCGGUGGUAUUAUGUUGCGUUGCUGGAGGGUGCCGACCUGAAUCCCCCGAGACUCUUCACGGCGGAGCAGCACGCCUGCCCCAAGUCGAACAUCUUCGCCGAGCUCGCUGUGCGAAGAGAUCCGCCGACCUCCUCCCUCGCCGCCGCAGUCAUCAUGUUCGACUCCCUGAGACGCGCCCUGCGCAAUGGCUCAGAGGAGCCCUCCACUGUCUCUUCGAGCCUACCCCUCUACUCGCCCCUCGCCGCCGACACUUUCGAGUCCUCCUCCUCCGCCGGCAUCGUAUCCGAUUCGAUAGACGACCUUCCCCUCUCAGGCAGCCAGGGCUCUCUCAAGGCCGCCCAGCGCCAUGCCGCCUCCUCCCAGCUAUGGCUGAGCCGGCCCUCCCUCUCACGCUUCCUCGCUGAUUUCACCCUCGGCUUUGCGGACGGCCUCACAGUGCCAUUCGCCCUAACGGCGGGCCUGUCGAGCCUCGGACAGACAGACACGGUGAUCUACGCCGGCAUGGCGGAGAUCUGUGCUGGGAGCAUAUCUAUGGGGAUUGGCGGGUAUCUGAGCGCCAAGGGGGAGGCUAGGGCUAGCCUCCCUGGGAAAGACACCGAUCCCAGCCAUGAGGAUGAUGAUGAAGAGGCUGGGGAGAGGUGUAUGGAUGAGAAGGCUGGCUUGGCUGUGGACAGCUAUCUUGCACCACUCGAUCUGCCUCGAGAACUACUUGACCUGGUUAGGCAGCAUGUGCACAGCAGGCAUGACGUGGCGACAGCAAUAGAGAGAAAGCUGGCCGUACAAGAGGAGGAGGAUAAAGAGGACGAAGAGCAGGAUGCCGGCCCUCAGCCUAUCAUGUCUGGCAUGUCUGUGGCACUAGGUUACCUUAUUGGCGGCAGCCUGCCUCUCUUUCCCUACUUCAUUGUCAAACAUGUCGGGGACGGCCUGCUAUGGAGCUUCAUUGUCUGCAUUAUCGCUCUCUUCUCCUUUGGGUUCAUCAAGGACUUUGUGCUGCACAUGCACAAGCAGAGAGAGGAGGUUUGGGUCAAGGAUAAGGGGCUGGGCAGGCUGGGCUGGAGGUGGGCAGAUGUGCGGAGGAGCUCAUGGGAGGGCACACAAAUGGUCAUGUUGGGCAGCAUGGCAGCACUGGCUGCUGUGUUCUGUGUGAGGCUUUUUGAUGGGAUGGGGUAUGGUGGCCCUGAGCAUUGAUGGCAGGUUGAUGUGUCUCAGACUAGAUAGUCAAGCAGCAUACCAAUAAUGCAUCAUCCACUUGAACACG
Messenger RNA from Cryphonectria parasitica EP155, 1435 nucleotides. RefSeq lists its product as uncharacterized. Gene Ontology annotation, molecular function: manganese ion transmembrane transporter activity; iron ion transmembrane transporter activity. Bases 331 to 1365 code for a protein of 344 amino acids. The record is from RefSeq and is a predicted model, not a curated record. Gene Ontology annotation, biological process: intracellular manganese ion homeostasis. The transcript has a single exon. Gene Ontology annotation, cellular component: fungal-type vacuole membrane. Lineage: Eukaryota; Fungi; Ascomycota; Sordariomycetes; Diaporthales; Cryphonectriaceae.